AUGGGUAAAAUUCUGAACUACGGCUCUAUCAACAUUGACGAAUUCUUCGCUGUCCCUCACAUUUGCCGUUCCGGUGAGACCAUGUCGUCUACCGAUUACUUUGUCCGCGCCGGCGGUAAAGGUGCCAACCAGUCGGUAGCCCUAGCAAAGGCUCACGGCAACGUGUAUCAUGCUGGCAAAGUCGGAAAAGAUGCGGUUUGGAAUAAUGGCCGCGCGUUCAUCCAGUUGAGCGCUGAGACCAAUGACAACUGUAUUGUGCUGUUCCCGGGUACCAAUGGCACUUACACAGUGGAACAGGCGGCCAAGGUGCUCGAGUCGUUUGGCCCUGGCGAUUGGAUCGUUCAGCAAAAUGAGAUCAGCCACGGCGGUGAAAUCAUGCAGUUGGCCAUCGAAAAAGGAUUAUCCGUCUUUUUCAACCCUGCUCCGCUCACCAAAGGCAUUUUGAACCAGUUCCCGUUUGAUAAAGUGGCGAUAUUGGUAGUGAACGAAACAGAAGGAGAUGACCUCUAUAAUGAACUGGGCGGACAAAAGAAAGUAACCGGCUUGGACUUGGCCACUGAGCUCUUGAAUCAUUUUAGCGGAAUGAAGGGAAUCAUUCUUACCUUGGGUGGCCAAGGCUUGGUUGCGAAAUUCAGACAUGAUGGUGCAGAGCGCGAUUUCCAUGUACCCAGCCGAAAGGUGGCCGUCAAGGACACCACAGGUGCCGGUGACACGUUUGUGGGUUAUUUCUUAUCAUCUUUUGUGCGUGAAGAAAAGAACAUGGAUUAUUUUGCACGCGUGCAGUAUGCUUUGGAGGAAGCGACAUUUGCUGCAUCGAUUGCGGUUUCACGACCAGGGGCCAUGAUUUCCGUACCUACAUUAGAAGAAGUUCGCGAGCAACAAGCCAAAGAUCAUUAA
This is a messenger RNA of Radiomyces spectabilis, 897 nucleotides long. RefSeq names its product Ribokinase-like protein. Gene Ontology annotation, molecular function: ribokinase activity. NCBI's taxonomy places the organism in Eukaryota, Fungi, Mucoromycota, Mucoromycetes, Mucorales, Radiomycetaceae. The record is from RefSeq and is a predicted model, not a curated record. Gene Ontology annotation, biological process: D-ribose metabolic process. The transcript is spliced from 6 exons. Bases 1 to 897 code for a protein of 298 amino acids.